ACAGAAAUACGCUCUCAUCUCUUACGAAGGCUACGAGCAGAGAACACAUCGGUGAUAUAGUAACUUGAACAGAUGUUCUCGCUGCUCGCACGGCGAUAGUACACUGAACACAUUUUGUGAAUUCUCUCAUCUUUCCGUGUCGGCUUUACACUAUUUUGGAUUUUUUGGAUAAUACCUUUAACGCACAGAUUCUGCUUUAGUAGUUUUUUUUCAAAAGACCGGCAACUGCCCCGCAUUACUCCAGUUGAUACAGACCCACGACGAGCAAGAUCAGCUGUUGUUUUUUUUCUCCUUUUAAAAAGGUUGGUCUACCCCCAAUAUACCUGACAUGGAGCAAGAUACCUGAUACAUUAUAUGUUUUCCAUCCGAGUGACAAAGACGUGAUUUAUAACGGGGCUGUCCUCUCCUGAUUAUAGUGAAAAGGCAUCUCUCCACACAAAAGAAAAUCCUGCAUUGAAGACGGAUAUAUUCAUUUCUCGAAAUUCUUUUUGUGUGUGCAAUCGCAUGAAUCUGUUUGACUGUGCAAUUCGUCGGGACUGAUUCCAAAAGAAAAUGAAUCUGAAUAACUUGAUUCGCGUGUUGUCCAUCGUCUGUGUUUGUAUUUUCGUAGAGCCCAAAGCUCACAAGGGCAAUAGAUGUCGGAAGUUUUACAAACAAUUGUCAGCAGAAUUUGAUAAAAGAUUCAGGUCGCUUGAAAAGAAACUCAUCUUGCAACAAGACGUAACCCCCAAUUCUACAAGGUCAUAUAGAGAUCUUGUCUUGAACUCAAAUGAAUCUUUGGAGAGACUGAAGAAUCAAAUUCGUUCUCAGAAGAGAAGCAUGGACAAUUUAAAUGGACAUUUUGGAGUUUUAGAAAAUGUUGUUAAGAAUUUAACAGAGGCGAUAGACAGACUUGGAAACAUGUCCCCGCCAAAGACUGUGCAACCUGCUGCACAAGAAGUUGUGACGACGCCGGCGAUAACUGUAUCCGCGAAGACAACACCGGAACCAAAGAGAGGAUUCCCCAAACAUUGUCAUGACGUAUACAAACAUGGCGGGCUCCGUUUCGAUGGAGACUACUACAUAAAGAUUCAGCCACGGAAGUCCAAGGAACCCUUCAAGGUCGUUUGUAAAUCCAUUGACAACACCGGAGGAUGGACUGUGUUUCAAAGACGCCAAGAUGGCUCCGUAAAUUUUUAUCGAGAUUGGAAUACAUACAAAAAAGGAUUCGGAGAUCCCUCCGGUGAAUUCUGGAUGGGAAAUGACAAGCUCCAUGAAAUAACUAACCAAGGUCCUUUCCAGUUGCGAGUGGACUUGGAAGACUUCAAAGGACAGAAAUACUACGCAGUCUAUAACUACUUCCGAAUCGGCAACGAGACAGAAAAUUACAAGCUACACGUUCGUGGUUACCAUGGCAACGCUGGAGAUUCCAUGACAUCAGUUCGUGACAACCACAAUGGAAACAUGUUCAGUACACACGACCGCGACAACGACAGAAGGGGAUACAAUAACUGCGCGCAACACUUCCGGGGAGGAUGGUGGUAUUCGGAUUGCUACGAUUCCAAUCUAAACGGACAGUACUACCCACAGGGUAAACACGUGAAUUUCUUCAACCGUGAUGGGAUCCAUUGGAAGUCUAUCAACGAAAUGUUAUCUUUGAAAUUCGUUGAGAUGUCAGUUAGACCCGCCGACGACCUAUCGUCCGAAAACAGUUUGUAAAUGCCAAAGGUUUUAAAGCAUAUACCGACGGCCUUUCUCUGAGGUGCUUAUAUGGAAAAACGUGAUUGCUAGUCAGAUUUUGUUGUGAAAGUUUUCCAUGAAUAAACUAAUAUAUAAAAAUUCAUGAAAAGACAUGGGGUAACAGUUGUAAUACUCAAAGAAAGGAAAUUCUUUAGAGUUUGACUUAUUGUGAUAAUCGAGUUAUUCUAAGAACCAUAAUGGUUUCUUUAACAGAAUGAUCAAACGCAUCUUCAAAAGACUUAGACGAAAUCUCGAAGGAUUCGAGAAAGUCCGAGAUGAACUUUUUUCACUGCCAGUCUCACUAAACAGUGAAUUUGCAAAACUUACAUUGUUUCGAAGUUAACGUUGUAAAUAAUAAGAGUUUCUUUUAAUUGUUUGUCACUCAUCUUCAUUAUUUUUCGUUAUUUAUUUGUAUAGAUCUGAUCAUAUUUACAUGUACAUAUUCAUCCAAGAUUUUACUCUGUACAUGACAAAGGGAUGUAAAUUUGUAAUGUUAGUGCUAGUCAAUAGAUUGGCACUAAUUGACACGUUGUAACAGAUUCUAUAUAUCUAGUUCAGCCACAUGAACCACAUGUAUUGUAAACACGUAUAGUUCAUUGUUAAACUAAACUAUAGCAAUGACGUCACGGUAGCUUGUUAAUUUAUUAACAAUGUGAUUUCGUUUUGCGUCUUUUUCGAUUUUUAUUUUUAUAUAAAAUGUGGGGUAUGAGAUAAAGAUGCUACAUGUCUGUGCCUUUCCCUAAUCGUGAUAUGUACGGGUAUAGAUUGAAAUAAAGAAGCUCCCAGAAAUCUA
Molecule: messenger RNA, 2512 nt
Organism: Magallana angulata
Lineage: Eukaryota; Metazoa; Mollusca; Bivalvia; Ostreida; Ostreidae
Product: ficolin-1-like
Exons: 5
Coding region: 553-1698 (381 amino acids)
Source: RefSeq, a predicted model, not a curated record